GAGGGCUCGGCGGGCCAUUGGCUCGUGGUCGCGGCAAAGGCGGCUUGAGGACCAGAACAGCGAGCGGGGCCCGCGGGCCGGGCCGGGGACGACCUGGGCCGCGGCCAUGGAGGACCAGAGGGAGGCUCUGCGGAAGAUCAUCACCACGCUGGCUGUGAAGAAUGAAGAGAUUCAAAGCUUCAUCUACUCCCUCAAGCAAAUGCUGCUGAACGUGGAGGCCAACUCCACCAAGGUACAGGAAGACCUGGAGGCGGAGUUCCAGUCCCUCUUCUCCCUCCUGGAGGAGCUGAAGGAGGGCAUGUUGAUGAAGAUCAAGCAGGACCGCGCCAGCCGCACCUACGAGCUGCAGAACCAGCUGGCUGCCUGCACGCGGGCCCUGGAGAGCUCAGAGGAGCUUCUGGAGACGGCCAACCAGACCCUGCAGGCCACGGAGAGCGAGGACUUCCCUCAGGCGGCCAAGCAAAUCAAAGAUGGUGUGACGAUGGCGCCUGCCUUCCGGCUGUCAUUGAAGGCCAAGGUCAGCGACAACAUGAGUCACCUCAUGGUGGACUUUGCACAGGAGCGCAGGAUGCUACAGGCACUCAAGUUCCUACCUGUGCCCAGCGCCCCUGUGAUUGACCUGGCCGAGUCCCUGGUGGCAGACAACUGCGUGACCUUGGUGUGGCGCAUGCCGGACGAGGACAGCAAGAUCGACCACUACGUGCUGGAGUACAGGCGGACCAACUUCGAGGGCCCGCCCCGCCUCAAGGAGGAGCAGCCGUGGAUGGUCAUCGAGGGCAUCCGGCAGACGGAGCACACCCUGACCGGUCUCAAGUUUGACAUGAAAUACAUGAAUUUCCGUGUGAAGGCCUGUAAUAAGGCAGUUGCAGGCGAGUUCUCCGAGUCGGUGACCCUGGAGACACCAGCGUUCAUGUUCCGCCUGGACGCGUCCACAUCUCACCAGAACCUGCGGGUGGAUGAUCUCUCCGUGGAGUGGGACGCCAUGGGCGGGAAGGUGCAGGACAUCAAGGCCCGCGAGAAGGACGGCAAGGGGCGCACGGCGUCUCCCGUCAACUCCCCCGCCAGAGGCGUGCCGUCUCCCAAGAGGAUGCCCUCCGGUCGUGGGGGCCGGGAUCGCUUCACGGCCGAGUCCUACACGGUGCUGGGGGACACGCUGAUCGACGGCGGGGAGCAUUACUGGGAGGUGCGCUUCGAGCCGGACAGCAAGGCGUUCGGCGCGGGGGUGGCGUACCGCAGCCUGGGCCGCUUCGAGCAGCUGGGCAAGACGGCCGCGUCCUGGUGCCUGCACGUCAACAACUGGUUACAGGCCAGCUUCACCGCCAAGCACGCCAACAAGGCCAAGGUGCUGGACGCGCCCGUGCCCGACUGCCUGGGCGUGCACUGUGACUUCCACCAAGGCCUCCUGUCCUUCUACAACGCCCGGACCAAACAGCUGCUGCACACUUUCAAGGCCAAGUUCACACAGCCACUGCUGCCCGCUUUCACGGUGUGGUGCGGGAGUUUCCAGGUGACGACGGGCCUGCAGGUCCCCAGCUCCGUGCGAUGCCUGCAGAAGCGGGGCAGUGCCACCAGCAGCUCUAACACUAGCCUCACCUAGGCGCCUGGACCGCCCACCCCGCCCGGCUGAUCCAGAGGCGGGCCCUCCCAGGCCUCGGUUGUUUCAGCCGGCACCCUCUCCUCUCUUGCUGCUUGGAGCCUUAACUCCUGCGGGGGUCACCACGGGGGGAGCGGCGGGCCCCAGGGCGGGCCCUCCUCCCCACCUCGCGUCCUAAUAAAGGUCAAUCACUGGC
Felis catus (domestic cat) is the source of this 1790-nucleotide messenger RNA. RefSeq names its product fibronectin type III and SPRY domain containing 1 (gene FSD1). Gene Ontology annotation, molecular function: protein binding. Lineage: Eukaryota; Metazoa; Chordata; Mammalia; Carnivora; Felidae. The transcript has 13 exons. The record is from RefSeq and is a predicted model, not a curated record. The coding region runs from base 107 to 1597 and encodes 496 amino acids.